AAAAUGGUAACGUCGUUAGAUGGCGGGAAGAUUUGUGUUUGUAUAACUGAAGUUUACUGCCAAAGAAAUAAAAGCCAAAAGUUAAAGUUCUAGAGUAUUUACAUUUUCAUUGACAUCGUGCACCAACUUCAAUAGGUUUAGGAAUGGCAACUGGAGGUGCAUUUCGAAAUAUGGCAUCUGGCAGUUUCAGUGACUUAAAAAAGCAGGCACGCUACAUUGAUGAGACAAUUUCAGACUUGAAUUUGAAGCUUGCAUAUCCUGGAAGCAUGUUUAAACCAAGCAAGAUUCAUCAUACUGAAAAGAUUCUAGAGGAACUCAUGUCAGAAAAUGAAGGAAUUUUGCAAAGCAUCAAUGAAGAAAAAGAGAUUGCUGAGCAUAAUCUUCAAGAGUUGGAGAAAUUUCUGAAUGAGAUGAAUGUGAGUGUACUCAGUAUUAUUAAUGAACAGAAAAAUUUAGAAGAACAAAUGAAGCAGUAUGGGUACACUCCACUGGCAGAAACUCAUACCACCUUGCAAGAAAAGGAAAGUAGCAAUGAUGCCAUGGUGGAUGAACACAAUGGCAGUGAUGCAUCAUCUUGGGAGGAACAGUUGGAGGGGAUUUCGAUUGCUAGUGACACUACAGUUCAGGAUAUUUAUAACAUGAACAUGACAUCACGAGCUGCACCUCCUUCAGAACCUCUGUUCUCAAAAUACUACUACCUUGCACUUGGAUUGCCUGUGCCUCCACAGGUUUUGAACAGCACUGCAAGCAAGACCUGCACUUAGGAAAGUUUCAUACAUGUUACAGUCUCUCAUAGUGUUUUCAGUUAACUAAAAUCAUUUGUAAAGAAACCUAGCAGCAAGUGUUUCUGGUGAAAUAAUUUUCAAAUCUCCCCCAAAUGUCAACUUUCCGAUAACAGCUAGACACUAGCAAACACUGAUUUGUCAUUUUGAAGCAAAACACCAUCUUCUCAGGUUUCAGAUUCUUACAUCGAGUAAUUAAGAUUAUGUGACAUCAUAUAGUUUGGUACCUACCAGAUUAUUCUGUAUUAUAACCCAGAAGGCCAUACAUCUUUGCAUUUUCUGGGUUACGGUAAUGCCUCCGUAGUUAAUGACAGAGAGUUAUUCUCUUCAGUAUUGCCAAAUGUUGAGCUCAAUUCAAGACAGAUUUAAUUUGUUAUUUAAAUUUAUAUAUGAAUUGCCCAGAAUUUUGCUUUUUGGUGUAAACUGUCUGAUGCAGUUACAUAUUAGUGGACAGGAUUUGGUAGUUCGGUGCCAGAGCACAUUUCUGCAAAAUGGAUCAUAUAAUUUUGCUACGAGGCUUGUAUUCAUGAUGACAAUUACAAAUUGAGCACCACUUGCCAGGUUUAAGGUAAUCAUGAUUUUAAUAGUGUAUACAUUAUGUUGCUGAUGGAAGAGGUGUGGGUAUGAUUGCUAGAUUUUAGUUCUGGAUCUGACCAGUCUGUGCCAUUGUUCAAUUUAAUAUCCACAUGAAAGAACAACUCACUUAUAUUGUAAGUAUUUUGUAUUACCAUAUGCACACACUGCCCCACUCCUCUCAUUUUUAUUUAAUGCAGCGGAAUCCCCAUUUAAUUUUGCUCACUUUUUAAGUUUUCCCUCAUUUAAUCUUCAAUUUCAGUGAUUCUAAAUUAAUAAUCUCAUUGAUAAAUUACCUCCAUUUAAAAUUUUCCUUGGUUUAAUGUUCAAAUCCCCUGCUCUUCAAAGGAAUCAUAAAUGGGGGUUUCACUGAUAUUCUAAUAAUGAGUAUAAAUUAAUUUAUACCCAAAUAAUUAUAACAAAAACUGAAAUUUAUGUAAAUUAUAAUCUUAUUAUUCUGUAGUUUGUUAUUGUCCUGACAACAGACUAAGCAAUUCCCAGAAAUGUGAAUUGGUAGUUUCUUUCUUCUCUUAUAUAUAUAGGACAGUUGUGUUUAAUGGAUGGAAGGAGUGACUUCCUGGUGCAUGCAGUCAAAUACUGAAUGGCACUGGUCUUGUAUUGUAUUGUAUUUGUAUUUAUUGUAAGUUCAAGAGAUCCAAAGAUGGAUAUAGAACAUGUCAUAAAAUAAUAUAGAGCAUAGAAUACAUACAUAGUUAGUACACGACUGUACAGUACAGUGAAUACAACAAUAAUAAAAGUUAUCUAUUUAGAUAUUCAUCCACAGUAUAAAACGUGUGAGUGUUCAAGAAAUGCCUUAAUACAACCUUAAACUUUUUAAAAUUAUUAGAUGUGUUCUUCAUCUCUAUGGGCAAUUUAUUAAAUAUUUUUAUACCUGUGUAAUAAACCCUUUUUUGAUAAAUAGUUAAAUUAGCUUGAGGUAGAUGCAAAUCUUUUCUUUCUCUAGUAUCAGUAGUAUGAGAAUCAGUGUUUUAUAGAAAAAGAACUUUAUUUUGCAAUACAAAUACUAACAGUGAAAAUAUAUAUUGUGAUGAAAAUGAUAAAAUAUUUAACUCUGAAUAUGUUUCUACACGAAACUCUAUUGCCAUAUCCCAACAUCGCUCUGAUAGCCUUUUUCGGAGAAGAGAAAUAGCAGAACUGUGAGAUGAGUUUCCCCAAAAGAUGAUACCAUAGCUCAUUAAGGACUGAAAAAAGGAAUUACCAGAGCUGAAAUAGACAUAUAAUAUUUAAUAUUUCUAAUUAUGUAACAAGCCUUACUUAAUUUUUUUACAAGUAAAUCAAUAUGAUACUUCCAUAUAAAGGCACUAUCAACUAUAACUCCCAAAACUUUAGUACUGAGGACACUGUUGAUAAACUUAUUAUUAUGAAUGUAUCUGACAUUAUUGUCCUAGUUUUAAAUUGAAUACAGUCUGUCUUGUUAAAGUUUAAAGAUAAUUUAUUAGUUCUAAACUAUCCAUUUAAGAUUUCAGUUGUUAUAAGAAUAUUUCUGUUAAGAUCAUUUAUAUUAGAAUGUGAUAAUAAGAUGCUAGUAUUAUCAGCAAAAAUUAUAGGUGUAGAAAAUUUAUUUAAUAUUUUAGGCAAGUCAUUUAUAUUUAAGAGAAACAACAAAGGCCCUAAUACAGACCCUUGCGGCACUCCCUGCCUAACAUUAAGCCAAUCUGAGGAUACUGCAUUCACAUCACUUUUAUGUAUUACUGUUCUAAUAUAUCUGUUACUUAAAUAAGAUUCAUAAAGCGCGUGAUCUUUCCCAGUAAUACCAUAAAAUUGAAGUUUGGCAGAGAAGAUUUGGACUUACGAGGGAGGAAGUAACAGGAGGAUGAGAACUUGAACUGCAGAGGGAUCCAUAAUUUGUACUAUUCAUCAAAUAUUUUUAAGGAAAACAAAUGAAGGAAGAUGGAAAGGGUAGGAUAUGUAAGAAGUACAGAAAGUUUUAGUUGAAAAAUAUGUCUUAAAGAAAUGAGAUAUAAGGAUGCGACAUGAAUUCCUCUGGACCAGGACAGAGACAUAUGGCAGGCGUCAUAAGCAUAGUAAUGCACCUUUUGAUUCUGUAAAGGCUGGAGUUUUCUUGACCAGCGGAAUGGCUAUCAGCUUCUCAAGAAUGACUUUGCUCCAUUGAGUUAACUUCAUCCCUUUAUUUUUAAAAUGGUCCUGCUGUCACAGAAUUUAAGAAUUUCACAUCAGCAUCUUUCAUUCUAUGGU
Cryptotermes secundus is the source of this 3572-nucleotide messenger RNA. RefSeq lists its product as uncharacterized. NCBI's taxonomy places the organism in Eukaryota, Metazoa, Arthropoda, Insecta, Blattodea, Kalotermitidae. The transcript has 3 exons. The record is from RefSeq and is a predicted model, not a curated record. The coding region runs from base 144 to 764 and encodes 206 amino acids.